AUGGAGGGUCCUAGUAGUCAGAAAUCUGGACAAGACGAAGUGAAACUAAUUCUCAGCACAUGGAUUUGCAAAUCUACUGGAGCCUGGCUUUUCGAAGCAGAUACGAUUGAAGGAUCUUCAAGUAUCAAUCUUUCAGACGACCUAAAAUUCCGAGAUCUUAUCGACGAAGUCGGCAAGAAGUUACAGAUCUUGGCAGAGAACGUCAGUGUGAAGCUCGCUUAUCAGUACCCUCAGUGGAUGGUGAUUGAUGAUGGCGAUGGCUCAACUCCACAGUAUAUCACCAAUGAUGAAGAGGUCCAAUUUUUCAUUCAAAUGCCUCGUCAUAUCGAGGAGGUCAAUCUAUGUGUCACACUUACAGCUCAUGUCAAUGAAAUUCCUACAGUCUCUACAUGCAACAAGAAGGAAAUAAAAAAGACAAAUGAGACAGAGGAUGUUCCAUCGUCUGAAACUGAAGAAACCGGAGACAAUUCAGAAGACGAGUGGCACCAAUUUGCUAUGUCUGAGACGCCAAUGACUUUUCCGGCAUUUGGGUCCACACAACUAUCUGAUCUUCCUCCAAAACAUCGUCACCGCAUGCAGACACGAGCUACAAGCAUCUCCAUUAAUGAAGGAGCAUCUGCAAUUCGACUUAAUAGUCUGAAUCUCGCUAUCACUGACAAAGGAAAAGGAAAAGCCGUUGUCACCGAUUAUGGUAGUUCAAGUGACAGUGACAAUGAAGAUGAUGCUGUUGUUCCUUGUUUACCGAAUAAAAACCAACGAGUUCCUCAUAACAACAACUCCACUGCCGAUGUAAGACGUAGGUUGUUUCAGGAUGGAGAGAACAGCCAUUCAGAAGGAGUUAAUCAUGGCCAAAGUGAUGAAGAUGAUGAAAACAAUGAUUAUGAACCAGACCAAGGACGUCGUUUCAGUCGAUGGGGAAGAUUUGAGGAGGCUCUGCAUCAAAUUCUUAAUGAUUUCACUGCUGAACUAACUCUAUUUGGCCGUGAUGCUCCACCAGUCUUCUCAACUUACGAAUGUGAUGCAACUCUCAAACACACCUGCUCUGUUGACGCGAGGAGGAACUAUCAUCGCCUAGCAACAACACAAGUCAUUGGUGAGUUGAUGCAGAGUAAAUUCGUGGGAAUUAAGAGAGGUUCAUCACCAUCUGGAAUAAGGAAGAUUCUGCUUGACGAAUUUCAUGUUAAUGUCUCUUAUUGGAAAGCAUGGUGUGCUCGUGAGAUUUCCAUGGACAACACACAUGGUUCAAUGGCUGGAAGUUACGCUCUGGUUCCUGUCUAUCUCGCGCUUCUACAAAACGCAAAUCCAGGCACAAUUUGUUACCUUGAGACAGUCACUGAUCCCAAAGGAGGUACGAGGUUCAAAUAUUGCUUUAUAGCUUAUGGUGCUUUUGUUGCUGGAUUUCAACACAUGAGAAAAGUUAUUGUGAUUGAUGGAACGAGUAUGAAAGGAAGAUAUGGAGGUGUCUUACUUUCAGCCUGCACACAAGAUGGAAAUUUCCAAAUCUUUCCAUUAGCCUUUGCAAUAGUUGAUAGUGAGAACAACAAUGCUUGGCAGUGGUUUCUUGAGAAGUUGAACACUUUUGUUCCUGAUUCACCAGAACUGGUGUUUGUCUCAGAUAGACACCAAAGCAUAUACAACGGACUUGAGAGAGUUUUUCCUCUUGCACAUCACGAUGUUUGUGUUGUGCAUCUUUGGAGGAAUAUUAGAUCAGGCUACAAGCCACGUCAUGUCGCUAAUCUUGUAUCAGCUGUAGCUAGAGCUUUCACUAUCCCUGAAUUUAACAAAAAGUUUCUCGAGAUACAAAAGUUGAAUCCAGGAUGCGCUGCAUAUUUGGUAGAUAUUGUAAUGGGCUGGUUUGCGAUAAGGCGUACUAAACCAUCCUCAAAUGAAGACUCUCUAACACCCCAUGUGAAGAAAAUUAUCGAGAAGAAGUUUGAAGAGUCUACUGGCCUUGUUGUUCGUGCAAUUACUCAAUUUGAGUUCCAAGUUCAAGCACAAGAAGGGGAAUGUUUCACAGUUAGAUUGGUGGAAGGAACUUGCUCUUGCAUGGAAUAUCAACAGCUAGGAAUUCCAUGUGUUCAUGCAAUUGCUGCAGUAGGAAAUAUCAAGAUACCAACAGAAGCUAUCGUUUGUAAAGCUUUCUAUGGGAAUAGUUGGAAAAACGGGUUCGAGGGAAGAAUUUAUCCGGUACCAUCAGUGGGAAAUGUGGAAAUAGGAGAUGGUUUUAGAGGAGAACUCCUUCCUCCUGAUGUUAAACGUCCAGCAGGAAGACCAAAGAAAAUCCGCAUUCUAUCUAGUGGAGAAUUCAAGGUACAAAUCUAUUUACACUACUGUUUAGCAUUCUGGAAGGAAGAAGGGAGGGCGUAG
Messenger RNA from Microthlaspi erraticum, 2367 nucleotides. NCBI's taxonomy places the organism in Eukaryota, Viridiplantae, Streptophyta, Magnoliopsida, Brassicales, Brassicaceae. The record is from the annotation of a GenBank genome assembly.